GCUUUGCAAUUUAGAAGAUUUUUCCACCGUCGUUCUUCGAUGUUAUGGAACAUCUGGCCGUACAUUUAGCAGACGAAGCUGCUUUAGGUGGUCCAGUGCAAUAUAGAUGGAUGUAUCCUUUCGAGCGAUACAUGUACCAUCUGAAAAAGAAAGUUAAAAAUAAGGCACACAUUGGAGGUUCCAUCGUUGCACAAUAUGUGAAUAAGGAAAUAUCUACCGCUUCUGCUAACUUCUUUGGUAAUCCACAAGUGGUACCUGAGGUUCCACUUCCCGGAGAAGUUCGGUUUACAUAUCAAUAUCCAGAUGUGCCUAACUUGUUUUAUCACGAAGGUCGGGUUAGUGGAAAAUCUGAAGAGAAAUGGCAAACCGAUGAUGACUACACCGUCCUCCAGAUUUUUCUGAUGCUCAAUUGUAAUACAUUCGAACCCUACGAAAGGAUGUUCGAGGAGUUUAUGAUGGAGAGAAACCCAUAUAUGUCUAGUAAUGACCUACAAAUACUAAAAGACCAACAAUUUGCCGAAUGGGUGAAAAACUAUGUUAUGCAAGCGAGUAACACAUAUGAGUUUCCGAUGUGGAUGUUGGAUUUUGUACAAGGUCCGCAACGUAAGUAUAAGUCUUGGCCGAUUUACCAUUCACGUGGCUACUGCUUCCACACACAUAGCCAUCGCCAAGAUAUGAAAACCCAACAUUACGGCGUCCAAGUUCGUGGAACCACAUAUACUGACUAUUACGGUUUGAUCGAGGAGAUAAUGAUGGUUGAGUAUUUUGGUUCUGUUGGACUGAAGGCCAUGUUUGUUUCAUUCCUUAUCCGCGGGUACGACAUACAUCAGCCAACGAUUGGUGGGCAUGUACAAAAGUUAUGCCUAGAGGGGUUCGAGAAACGUCUGAGGAUGCUCUUGUUGCGUUACAAGAUGAUAGUUGUUGCACAGAGCGUGAUGUUGCGCAUUGAGGCGUAUGUUGUCGAAGAUGAUUCAGAUUAUGAAUCCACGCCAAUUGUUCCUCCUAAUGACGAAUACGUUUCAGAAGAUGAAUUAGACGAGGCUUGUACUGAUUCGGAUUCAGAAUCUGAUUCAAGUUCUUAG
Molecule: messenger RNA, 1082 nt
Organism: Brassica oleracea var. oleracea
Lineage: Eukaryota; Viridiplantae; Streptophyta; Magnoliopsida; Brassicales; Brassicaceae
Exons: 4
Coding region: 45-1082 (345 amino acids)
Source: RefSeq, a predicted model, not a curated record